AUGGAAUUACGCUUGAGACGUAUGCCUGAUGCUGCCUAUAAUGUCAAUAGUAUUGCUGCAUUCAUUUCCAUAGCCUCAUAUGUUUGGGGCCUCUGCGCGUUUGUUUUAGUUAUCCACACAGCGAGAGAGAUAGCAAGAUUUCCUCUCUGUUAUGGGAUUGUCAACGCCUAUCUUUUACUUGUCUCAUGUGCUCUUUGCAUCAAUAAAAUGUCUGUUUGUUCUGCUGAUAUGCUCGGUGCCACUGGCUACGAUGUUGGGGUUGUCAUCAUUGUUUGGGUGAUACUAGUAGGAGCGCCGAUUAACGCUCCAAAGAUUGAUAAGAUUUUUUACUGCACACUUUUCUCACUGAAUCCCAAUGCUGCCUUUUCAUAUGCUCUCAAAGGAAUAGCGGACUACAUGAAUCGAGGAAGAAAUUUAUCAUGGGGGAACAUGUUUGAAGAUAGUUCCUUCCACUUCACAGUUGGAACAGCUCUUCUGAUGUUGCUGUUUGAUAUCAUCUGGAUGGGUGCAGCUGCGUUGCUCUUCGAUUUCCUCUCCAGUGACCAAGAUUUCACGCUAUUCAAACUACCUUUUGGAAGUAGUUAUCUUGGCACAUCUGGAACACGGUUGGAUGACGUAGAAGGCAAUAACGAGACUGAUGAGGGA
This is a messenger RNA of Strongylus vulgaris, 645 nucleotides long. NCBI's taxonomy places the organism in Eukaryota, Metazoa, Nematoda, Chromadorea, Rhabditida, Strongylidae. The record is from the annotation of a GenBank genome assembly.